AUUUCACUCGGAACGAUUUAAAGAUAAUUCCCGAUAACUAUCGAAAGCAUCGAUCUGUGGAUCCUUGAGUGAAAUUUUGCAAUGGCGGAGGAAUCUGGAGCUCAGACUUCCACAUCAUCUUCCAAUCAAUCUCCUCCUCUGGACUCGCCGGAUGUGGAAUCGAAGGUUCCACCCCAUGGUGUCUCAAAAGCGAUGAAUGGAAACAUUCCAACUUUCAUGUACCCUGGAUUGUUUCCUUCUCCACAAGACCAGGAGCUGGUUAACCGUGGGCCUGGUUUAUAUGCUGUUCCAGUUCAUUCGUAUACGCAACCUAUGCCUUGGCUUCCUUCCAAUGCUCUUAUCCCUUUUACGUACAAUGUACCUACCGAACGGAGUUCCUCAGAGACCAGAUCAGUCGGCACUGAGCAGGCACCGGCUGGCGAGCAGCUGCAACAGCAACAACAAGGUGGUCCUCAAAGACAAGUGGUGGUUCGAAGAUUUCAAAUUGCUAUCCAGCUUGAUUUGCUGCUCAUCUUAAAGCUGGCAGCCGUUAUUUUCUUGUUUAACCAAGAUGGAUCCAGAUUAAGGCUCGUGGUCCUAAUAUUUUUCGCUUCGCUGAUUUACCUAUACCAAACUGGAGCCCUUGCACCCAUUGUUCGGUGGCUUUCACAGGGAAUGCAAAGGGCAGCUGCACCUCCCCAACGACCCAGGCCAGUUCCGCGGGCAGACAAUUUAGCAGCUGCUGGGGGACAAGGAAAUGAAAAUGAAAACAUGGGUGUUGCAGAUGAUCAACCUGCCGGUGAGAACAAUAAUCACCAAAUCAACAAUGAGAACAGGGCCGUUGAAAAUGACCAUGCUGCGGAACCGGGUCAAGUCGAGGCUAUCAAUGGCUGGUGGAGAAUUGCGAAAGAGAUCCAGAUGAUUGUCUUUGGUUUCAUCACUUCACUUCUUCCGGGCUUCCACAACAUCGAUUAGGUUGUGAUAUACCGAAACCUAAAAUAUGCUCGUCAAUUGAGUCAAACCACUCCAUAGAAGGAAGGCUUUGAGUAGAGUCUGGACCAUCCAUGAAUCAGCAGAGGGUAGUGUAGUGUAGUCUCUUCUCUCAUUUUCAAGUUCAAGCAGAGGUACAUCUACAAGUAUGCAUUUCAUAAAACUUUUACUAACCUUUACUAUACAUAGAUACAUAUAUAUAUAUAUGUAUAUGUAUAUAGGGAGAGAGAGAUUGGCUACCAUGUUCUUGCUGUGAACUUGCCUGCAUACAUGAUUUCUUCCUUGCUAUUAAUUCAAGAAUCUUUAUCAAUGUACA
Andrographis paniculata is the source of this 1285-nucleotide messenger RNA. RefSeq lists its product as uncharacterized. The transcript is spliced from 6 exons. The record is from RefSeq and is a predicted model, not a curated record. Bases 82 to 954 code for a protein of 290 amino acids. Lineage: Eukaryota; Viridiplantae; Streptophyta; Magnoliopsida; Lamiales; Acanthaceae.